Molecule: messenger RNA, 3626 nt
Organism: Protopterus annectens (West African lungfish)
Lineage: Eukaryota; Metazoa; Chordata; Ceratodontiformes; Protopteridae
Gene: PKN3
Product: protein kinase N3
Exons: 21
Coding region: 176-2893 (905 amino acids)
Biological process (GO): signal transduction; protein phosphorylation
Molecular function (GO): protein serine/threonine kinase activity; ATP binding; small GTPase binding
Source: RefSeq, a predicted model, not a curated record
GGCUCUGUCUGUGCAACCAAUGAAAUGUCCGCAAGGGGGUAGACGAGUUAAACUGAGAGACAGCGCAAGAAAAGUGUUAGGACUUUUUUAGCUGAAAUAUAUCGUGAAUAGUCUGAAACUCACUAUUACCUGUGUUUUCAUGUGAUAUAAUUAAAACCGGCGUAACCGCAUUGAAAUGGCUGGAGAUAUACAGCGGAGUAAUCUACUUUUAGAGAUUGUGGAUAGUACCAAUAUUCUUGACCCUGACUUCCAACAGCAACUUGAUUAUAUGAAGGAGCAGAUCCGUCGAGAGAUACAGAAGGAGCUAAAGAUUAAGGAAGGGGCAGAGAAUCUGCGUAAAGUGACAACUGACAGAAAGAGUCUGUCUCAUAUUGAGAAUAUCCUGAAAACCUCAAACCGUAAACUUGAGCAGCUGCACUGGGAACUGCAGGAAUUGAAUGGGCGAAUAGUUGUGAUAGACAGAGACAAGAAUGAAGCAGAUGAUGCUGUGUUACCUGAUCCAGUUUGCUGGGAACAGUACACGAUUUCCCAAAAUAGUCGGAUCAGCACACUUAAAAAGCAACUGAACAUUGAAAUGAAGGUGAAGCAGGGAGCUGAGAAUAUGAUCAUGACCUUCUCCAAUGCAGUUUCAAAGGACAGAAAGUUGUUGGCAAUGGCCCAGCAGAUGCUUCAGGAUAGUAGAACAAAGAUCGAACUCAUUCGGAUGCAGAUUGUGAAGUUGUCCCAGACUAUGGGAGAAAAUGAAGACAGUUCUGAAAUUGUAGGUGGGACAUUUGGGUCCCUGGAGUUUCGCAUUGAGGAGCUGAGACAUCAUCUGCAGAUAGAAUCUGCUGUCCAAGAAGGGGCAAAAAAUGUCAUAAAGCUGUUAGGAAGCAGUAAGGUCCAGGAUCGAAAGGCACUGUCUGAGGCACAAUCCCAGCUUCGAGAAUCUUCCCAAAAGAUUGACCUUCUCUACCUGUCUUUGGAAAAUCGUUUAAGAGAGCUUCCAGUCAAUCAUCCAAAAAAAACAUUAAUUACAAAGACACUGGAAGUUCCAGACUCUUCAUCAGUUGGACCGCAAGGCAUCUCUGUUGGUUAUCUUUUUCAGUCAUUCUCCUCUAUGCUUAAACCGGCUGCACUUACUGGCACACUUGAAAUUUUGCUAAGAGGUUGCCAGGAUCUACUAGAAGAUGUCCCUGGACGAUCCCACAUAAAUGCAGUGCAUCAAUCAGCAAGCAGUCCUGCUGAUAGAACUUCUCUGAAAAUAUGCAAGGGAAAGAGCAUCUAUGGAGGACGCAGUACUCCUAAUCGCUACCUUAAAGCAGAUGAUCCGAUUACAUCUAAAGAAGUGAGUACAGUCUUGAAAUUAGAUAAUAAAGUGGUUGGACAAACAAACUGGCAUCAUAUUAAGAACAAAGCCUGGGAUCAAAGCUUCAACAUUAAUCUCAACAAGUCUCGUGAGCUGGAAAUUGCUUUAUACUGGCGGGAUUGGCGAGAGAUGUGUGCUGUCAAGUUCCUUCGACUGGAAGAUUUUCUUGAUAAUAAGCGUCACAUAAUGCAUCUUCCCCUUGAACCACAAGGAACGCUUUUUGUGGAAGUUACUUUCAGCAAUCCUGUGAUAGAAUGGCAUGCAAACCUUCAACGGCAAAAGCGAAUCUUUCUUAAGCUAAAAGGGAAUGAUUUCCUGCGAGCAAGUCAAAUGAACAUUAACAUUGCCACAUGGAGUCGGUUGAUGAAGAACAUCCUUCCUCUCUGUAGUUCCAUGACUUCAUUAAGCCCACCUAUUACUGACACUGUUCAUGAAGCAUUGAAACAGUCUUUAUCACCAUCAUUACUGGGCAGGAUUAACAUGGCAUCACCACAAUUCUCAAGUAGUGUUCCCACUACUCAGCUGGUACUUGAAGACGACUGUCCCCCAAAGCCUCCAAGGCUUUACCUGUGGAAAGAGCUAGAGGAUGAAGCACUGUCAUCUUCAGUUUCUCAGGGUACCAAAAGACAAAACCUAGAAGAUGUAACAGACCAGUAUUGCGGGUCAUCAGCUACACCUUACCAGCCCAGAAAAACUGUAAGGAAGCAACUAGUACAACUUGAAGAUUUUCACUUGAUCUCCACACUGGGUAAAGGAUACUUUGGGAAGGUGCUGCUAGCAGAAUACAAGCGAACUAAAAACCUUUAUGCUAUUAAAGCCUUGAAGAAAGGAGACAUCAUUGAGAGAGAGGAGGUAGACAGAUUCUAUUCAGCUUGUGUUAUCCUUGGUUUACAGUUUUUACAUGAAAAGAUGAUCAUUUACAGAGAUCUGAAAUUGGACAACAUAUUGAUGGAUGCCAUGGGAUAUGUAAAAAUUGCUGACUUUGGGCUAUGCAAGCAAGGAAUAGGUUAUGGGGAUCGAACCAGCACAUUUUGCGGAACACCUGAAUUUCUGGCACCUGAGGUCCUGACUGACAUUUCUUAUGGUCGUGCAGUGGACUGGUGGGGUCUUGGAGUAUUGAUAUUUGAGAUGCUGGUUGGAGAGUCCCCAUUCCCAGGAGAUGAUGAAGAGGAAGUAUUUGAUAGCAUUGUCAAUGAUGAAGUUCGAUAUCCUCGUUUCCUUUCAACAGAAUCAAUUUCCCUUAUUCGAAAGCUGCUUAAAAAGAAUCCAGAGCGCCGAUUAGGAGCAGGUGAGUCAGAUGCAGCGGAAGUGAAGAAGCAGGCAUUCUUCAAGGAGAUUGACUGGGAUGCUCUGCUGGUCCGAAAACUAAAGCCCUUAUUUAUUCCUACAUUAAAGAGUCUCACUGAUGUCAGCAACUUUGACAAGGAGUUCACUUUACAAAAUCCCAUUCUCACACCCUGUCAUGAACAUCGUUCCCUCACUGCAGAAGAACAGGCCAAGUUCAAGGGAUUUGACUACAUGUGUGAGCUUUUUCAUGAAGUUUAACAUUGUUCAGCUAAUUUUCAGUGGAUGAGUCAUUGAAGUCAGCAGCUCUUGCAGCUUCAUUUCAUUCCUGCAUAUGGAUCAGUAUGGUUAAAAAUAAUAGUAAUAUCUAAAAUACCGUGCCUAAGAUGCAACCUUUCUUUGCUUCAAAGCCAAGUGCUUGGACAGAGCUACUACUACUACUUAGUGAACUAUUGGUUUAAUAGGCACCUUUCUUUCAGCAUUAAGUCCACACAAGUCUGCUGUGAAUCCAUUGGUGCUGUGCCAGAAAGUAUGGGAAAGAUAUGAGACUAAUAUGACACUAGCAAAUGAGGUAAUCUCUCAUUGUCAAAAGUGUGCCAUCCGUGUAAGAGUUAAAGCUGUGACUGAUGAACAGUCAUACUGUGAGUACUCAAAUGUAUUCAUAAUGACAGGGCUUUAACAUGUUGGUGUGAAAAUAGCCAAGAUGUUUAAAGUUCCUGCUCUGACGAAAAGGAAACAAAAAAAGUCUUUCAUGUUAAGAUUUAACAUCAUUAAUUUUGGUUCUGAGUGUUUGCUAUGGAUGGGCACUUGGACUGAACUUAAGAAAGAAUGCUAAGGAACAAGACUGCUGGUCAGUUCUGCAAUAGCCCUAACAACUACGUCAGUCUUUUAGUGAAAUAUUCAACAUUGUAUAUUUAUUCGUAUUUUUGACUAUAUGUCUAAAAUGAAUUUUUGAUAGCAUAUUUACAUUAAAGUAUAUUAAAGCACUUUUGCA